This is a messenger RNA of Nicotiana tabacum (common tobacco), 699 nucleotides long. Its product is annotated as 3'-5' exonuclease-like. Gene Ontology annotation, cellular component: cytoplasm; nucleus. Gene Ontology annotation, biological process: nucleobase-containing compound metabolic process. The record is from RefSeq and is a predicted model, not a curated record. Lineage: Eukaryota; Viridiplantae; Streptophyta; Magnoliopsida; Solanales; Solanaceae. Gene Ontology annotation, molecular function: 3'-5' exonuclease activity; nucleic acid binding.
AUGGCUAAUUACCUUGUGCCUUUCUAUGAAUCCCAAAUUGAAAUUACUGUCACCAAAGAAGCAACAAUUGUUGAUCAUUGGAUUCUGCAAACUGUGCACACGCCUCGUCGUAGACUCCACAAACUCCUUAUCGGUCUGAAUAUCAAAUGGCUCCCGUGUUCUAAACCCGAGGACGAGGACGAGCACUCAGUUGCUCUUCUCCAGCUCUGCGUUGGCGAUCGUUGCCUAAUAUUUCAACUCCUUCACAGAGAUUUCAUUCCUCAAAGUUUCAUAGACUUUCUCAUUGACCCAAAUAACACGUUCGUUGGUAUUGGAGUUGAGGGAGAUGUUGAGAAGUUGUUAUGUGAUCACGGGUUGUACGUAGCGAAUACUGUUGAUUUGAACAAACUGGCAUUGUUGACUUACGAAGAAGAAGUGUAUGGAAAGAUGGGUUUGAAAAGAAUGGCAAAAGCAGUACUUGGAAAAGUAAUGGAAAAGCCAGAGGAUGUUACUUUGAGUAAGUGGGAUGCUGAGAAUUUGAGCUGUGAACAAAUUGAAUAUGGUGCUAUUGAUGUUUUUGUGUCGUUUGAAUUAGGGAAGAAUUUGUUUAAUAUACUGUCGAACAGAGAUAGCCGUCGCGUUAAGUUUCAGCCAUGGCUGCUGCUAAAAGAGACGUUGAUGAGGUUGCAAAAUCUUGCUCUUGAUUUGAAUCUGAAAUAA